AGACUGGCAAACAUAUCGCAUUUUCGUGCUACUCCCGUGCAACUUUUCUCUAGAAUGUCUAAACAAUUCGUAGGGUUCUCCGACGACGAUAUCUUCAAGAUCUCUCGCCAGACAAAUGGCAAAGAUUCCGCGAAGGAUCCCCCACGGCCCCAUAAACUGCCCAAGGCGCCGCCAGGUGCGGUAAAAUUUGUCCCUCCGCCAGCGACGUUGGACACUGGUGCUGUCAGCUAUGUCGAUUCAAGCAUUUAUCCGAACCACCCGAUACAGCAGGCCGUCGCUUUCAAACCACUGCCCGUAAUGAUGAACGCUCCCGAGGAUGAGUCGAUUCUGGUACUGCCCGGUCAACAGGUGGGCAAUCAGGUCACGGCACCAACUGCUACCAUUGCCACAAGUACACCAGGAGUUGCUGGUUUGAGGCCUAUGUUGGCUGAAGCUGUUACUCCUUUCAAAGGCAUGUCACUUAAGGAUUUUGAGCACCAGCGCAGACUAAUGGAAGAGCAGAACCGCCAGAAACGGGAAAUCCUUCACAAAGCAAUAGAACAGCAUGCCCAGAAAACUGCAGCAGAAGCAAGCAAAAUACAGGAAAUAAAAUCGGAGCUCACCAAGUUGGAUUCAGAGUUGGCCUCGGAUGUGGCGAUUCUACGCAAGCAGAUCGAUGCUGCCAGCUUGCAUUUUUCCAACGUCGAGAAAAACUACCUUAACAUUGAAAACAUGUUUCUCAAGGCGAAAGUGGAGCUCCACCAGGCUCUAGAAAAGAAGGAGUUACUCACCGAACAUUUGUGUGCAAUCAUUUCCCACAACGAGGAACGGAAAGCCCAACGCUUGUCGGAACUGAUGGAAAGGGUAGGCAUCUCUGUUACCGGGGAGUCCGACGAUACACUCAACGGAAACAGCUCAUACGCACCCGACACGUCUUCCAUACCGGUUGAACCUGACACACCGACUAGGAACUAGUGGCAAAUGCAGGCGAUAAAUGAGCAUGUUUUUAUUUAACGUUGUGAUACACCGGACGCAAUAGGUGGCAUUACAGCAAAAAAAAGUAACCAAAUGCAAAAGCAAUCUCUACGGAACAAGGUCCCUUAAUCUUAUGACGGUACUUCCUCUGUUGGCUAAGGUAGGACAAGGCAAUAACUAUGUCGUGGGAAAAAUCUUGCCUUUAUCAUUGAUAUUCUACAUUCAGUGUAUUUUAAUGGUCCCACUUUAAUCACAAUUAAUAUUUAAAUUAAGGAAAAAACAACAUUCUAAAGCAAUCUCAAUGUUACAACUGCCCCAGUACUCACCUGCACACGUAUUAAAAUAUUGUAGAGUAGCAUGAUUACGAUUUUGAAACAUUUUUAAGGGUUUGGUUCCAUCGCCGCCCCGA
Molecule: messenger RNA, 1363 nt
Organism: Anopheles coustani
Lineage: Eukaryota; Metazoa; Arthropoda; Insecta; Diptera; Culicidae
Gene: Gorab
Product: RAB6-interacting golgin
Exons: 4
Coding region: 55-954 (299 amino acids)
Biological process (GO): non-motile cilium assembly
Source: RefSeq, a predicted model, not a curated record